AUGAGAGUUGUGGCGUGGAACUGUCGAGGUGCCGGGAGCCCCUUGACAGUUCCCCAACUCAAGGAGGUCAUACGCCUCCACUCUCCAAUGGUAGUUUUUCUGUCAGAAACAAAAAACCGAAAAAGAGUGAUAGAUGUUGUUAUGAAGCAGAUACAGUUUGAUGGAAACGUUGUAGUAGAACCAGAUGGUAGAGCUGGGGGGCUAGCCAUGUUCUGGAAACAGGAGGUAAAAGUCAGAGGGGUCUAUACUUCGGAAUGCUCAAUUGAGAUUAAAAUUUAUGAUGAGGAAGUCAGGGAUGAAUGGUGGUGUAUUGGACUCUAUGCCAGUACAGAUGAUGGAAUUAGAAGGGGUCAAUGGGAGUUUUUGGAGGAACGAAUGAAGAGAAAUGGGUUGGUCGACAUUCAUUUUGAAGGAAACCCGUGGACCUGGUGCAACCAAUGGGAAAAUGAGAGGGAGAUCAAACAAAGGUUGGAUAGAUGUCUUAGUAGUGUAGGCUGGUUCCAAAUGUUUGGGGAGGCAACUUGCAAGCAUGUGGAAAAUGAGGCAUCUGAUCAUGCAAUGUUGGUGCUGACUACUAUACCUGAGCAGAAGAAAGUGAGAAAAAGAUUUGUGUUCGAUCAAAAAUGGGCCCAAAAUCAAGAGACAGAAGUGGUAGUGAAAAAUGCUUGGGAAAAGCCACAGGUGGGAUCAAGAAUGUUCAAAAUUACUAGGAAAAUCAGAGAGUGCCGGAUAGCCCUUUUAAGUUGGAAUAGAAUGCAUCAACAAAAUACAGCUACACUAAUCAGGGAGAUAAAAAAGAAGAUACAGGAGCUCAAGGAAUCCAACGAUAAGGGGAAAAGAGGGAAGAUGGUGGAAAUGAAACUAAAGUUGAGCAGUGCUUACAAAGCUGAGGAAAUCUUCUGGGCACAAAAGGCAAGAAGCAGAUGGCUUAAGGAAGGAGAUAAAAAUACAGCUUAUUUCCACGCUUGUGUGAAGACAAGAAGAAAGAGAAAUAAAAUAACCAGCUUGCAGAAAGGAAAUGGUGAAUGGUGUAAGGAUAAUCAACAAAUUGUCCAGGAGAUUUGCAGGUACUAUGAAGAAAUGUACACCACAUCCCAGCCAAAAAAUAUAGAAGAAGUGCUAGAAGGGGUGCCUGUAUCAAUUACAAGCAGACUAAACCAAAGUUUGAUACAACCAGUGGAGGAAAAUGAGGUCAGAGCAGCUGUGUUCUCCAUGCACCCAAACAAAGCACUUGGACCUGAUGGUAUGUCACCUUUAUUUUUUCAAAGAUAUUGGCAUACUAUUAAAAAUGAUGUGGUGUCUGCUAUCCAAAGCUUUUUGAGUAAUGGCCAUCUUUUGAAGAGCAUAAAUGAGACUAGUAUUACUCUCAUUCCUAAAGUAGAUAAUCCUAUCUCUCUGGCAAAUUAUAGGCCUAUUAGUCUCUGUAAUGUGCUCUAUAGAAUCAUAGCAAAAAUCCUGGCCAAUAGAAUGAAAAGAGUUAUUGCCUUAUGCAUUAGUUACUCCCAGUCAGCCUUUGUACCUGGUAGACAGAUUGUGGAUAAUGUUAUUUUGGCCCAUGAAAUUAUGCAUUUUUUAAAAAGCAAAAGGAAGGGCAAUACUGCUUUUAUGACCCUAAAACUUGACAUGUCAAAGGCUUAUGACCGUAUAGAGUGGAAAUUUGUGGGCAGAAUGAUGCUAAAAAUGGGUUUCUGCCCUAUCUUUGUAAGAUGGAUUAUGAACUGCAUGUCAUCCGUGACUUACUCCUUCAAUGUUAAUAGGGAAAGAGUAGGAUAUGUGAAGCCUAGUAGAGGCAUUAGACAAGGGGAUCCCUUAUCCCCAUAUCUUUUUUUGUGCUGUUCAGAAGGUUUGUACAAUCUAAUGGCAAAGGCAAUUGAGAAUAGGAAGAUCACAGGACUUAAAGUGAGUAGAAGUGGACCAGUUCUUUCCCAUUUAUUCUUUGCAGAUGACUCCUUGUUUUGCUGUAAGGUGCACCCACAGGAAGCUAGUGUUAUGAAAGGAAUCCUUGCUAAAUAUGAACUAGCUUCAGGGCAAUACAUAAACUAUGACAAGUCUGCAGCUUACUUUAGCAGGAAUUGCAGUAGACAACAAAGGAGGCAAACAUGCGAACAGCUGAACAAUAUCAAAGAGGCAAACAAUGGCAAGUACCUAGGACUCCCCCUAGUGAUAACAGGAUCCAAGAAGGAAGUUUUUGCCUAUAUUGUUGAUAAAGCAAAAUCCAAAAUGCAAGGAUGGAAGCACAACUUACUCAGCUAUGCAGGGAAAGAGGUACUCUUAAAGUCAAUUGUUAUGGCACUACCUACUUACAUAAUGUCAUGUUGCAGGUUGCCUAAAGGACUGUGUAAAGAAAUAUGUGGGUACAUGGCAAAAUUCUGGAGAGGUCAAAAUGAAGGGGAAAGAAAGAUGCAAUGGAUAAGUUGGGAAAAAAUCACACAGGUGAAAGGAAGUGGUGGCUUGGGUUUCAGGGACUUAGAGCAUUUUAAUAGUGCCCUAUUAGCAAAGCAAUUAUGGAGGAUACUAAUGCAGCCAGAUUCAUUAGUAAGUGGAGUACUGGCGGCGAAGUACAAAGUUUCACAAACAGGCUGGGAAGGGGAAGCUCCAAAGAACGCAUCAUGGGUAUGGAGGAGUAUAGCUAGUUCUAGUUCGGUUUUGCAAAAAGGAAUGUGGAAAAGAGUGGGUGAUGGGACCUCUAUCAACAUAUGGAGGGAUAAAUGGAUUAUGGAGUCACCAACUGGGAAGAUAACAACAAGGAAACAUCCAGACUGUAGGAUACAACUAGUGGCAGAGUUGAUAAAAGAAAGGAAAUGGAAUAAGGAACUGAUUGAAGGAACCUUCUCAGAGGGGGAAGCUUCACAAAUUAUGCAGAUACCUCUGAGUCUGUUCCCCAGACAAGACACGAUCUACUGGAAAUACUCAAAAUCAGGGAUAUAUUCAGUGAAAUCAGGUUAUGCAGUGAAAAAGGAGGAGAUAGGAAAAAGAAGCAAGGAAGUACAGGGAGGGGAAGGAACUAGCUAUGCACAGAAUUCGGACAAGGCGGACAGGAACAGGAUCCCUUUUGUGCAAAUGCUGUGGGGAAGGAGAGAAAACAGUGGAACAUAUGAUUUUCUUCUGCAAAAUGGCGGAACCUAUAUGGAAGUUGGCCCUCUGGAAUUUCAAGAGGAGCAGACGGAGCAGGAGGCAAAGCACAGAACAGGAACAAGACACCAAUUGCUCAACCACCAAUGGAGGCCACCAGAUAUAGGUAUAGUGAGAAUCAACACUGAUGCUGCCGUUCCUAUUAAAUUAGCAGGAGCGGGGCUAGGAAUGGUAGCGAGGGACAGUCAUGGGAACCUUGUAGAAGCUAGAGGUAUCAGGAAGUAUAGCAGAUGUGGAGCUGAACUAGAAGAGGCAGAUGCAAUCCGACAGGGGCUGGUGAUGGCUAAGGAAGCUGGAUGGCGAGAAAUAGAUGUGCAAUCUGAUUGCAAAGCUGUCAUUGAGAGAAUCCAUACGAAAGGUAGGGAGGAAGCCCCAAUUGGUACAAUACUGGAAGAUAUCAAACAACUAUGUGGUAUGUUCCAAUGUUGUACCUUUUUGUUUAUUAAUAGAGAUGGAAAUAGAUGUGCUCAUCAAAUGGCACAAUUUGCAACCAAGCUUGUUUCCAAUGUGAUAUGGAAGCAAAGUUCCCUCUGUGGCUCAAAGAGAGCAUACAGGAGGACAAUAGGAUGA
Molecule: messenger RNA, 3702 nt
Organism: Coffea eugenioides
Lineage: Eukaryota; Viridiplantae; Streptophyta; Magnoliopsida; Gentianales; Rubiaceae
Exons: 4
Coding region: 1-3702 (1233 amino acids)
Molecular function (GO): RNA-DNA hybrid ribonuclease activity; nucleic acid binding
Source: RefSeq, a predicted model, not a curated record